Chlamydomonas reinhardtii is the source of this 4695-nucleotide messenger RNA. RefSeq lists its product as uncharacterized. Lineage: Eukaryota; Viridiplantae; Chlorophyta; Chlorophyceae; Chlamydomonadales; Chlamydomonadaceae. Bases 133 to 3552 code for a protein of 1139 amino acids. The record is from RefSeq and is a predicted model, not a curated record. Gene Ontology annotation, molecular function: ATP binding; ATP hydrolysis activity; P-type divalent copper transporter activity. Gene Ontology annotation, biological process: copper ion homeostasis. The transcript has 13 exons. Gene Ontology annotation, cellular component: membrane.
GUGCAGCUGCAGAUCGAACGGCCCUCUUCUUAUCUGCACCCCUUUACUUGCAGUAUCCACCAACGGAGUUUUCCCGCGCUCGCUGCUUGAUUUCCAUUUGAGUCACAUGAGCUAAUAGAUCUAGAUACCAACAUGCAGUCCGUCGCUCAGCGCGGGGUCGUCGCCCGGCCUGCGACGACCCAUUUUGUCUUCCAAUGCCCCCGGCGCGCGCGGCCUGCGCUUGUCACGCUGGCGGUAUCAUGCCCUGGAAACAACACUAGCUUGCAAUCCCAGCCCCAGCACGCCUCAUGGGCGCAGAAGUUUGUGCGCGCGACCGUGGUCGCGACGACGCUGCAGUUCUUCGCUGCCGCUAGCCACGCUGCUAACGCUAGUGUUGGUGGUGGCAUUGGCGCGGGAGGAGGUCAUCGCGGUGGAGGCGGGGGCGGCGGGGGCGGGGGCGAUGGCCACUCCUCCAUGUCGCAUGGCGGGUCCCCAACCGUGCUUGGCGACAUCGCCGAGGCCUCCUCCGACCUCGUUGAGGAGGUGGUGCUGCUAGACGUGGGAGGCAUGAAGUGCGGUGGCUGCGUGGGCCACGUGAAGAAGAUCCUGGAGGAGCAGCCCGGCGUGACCAGCGCCUCGGUCAACCUGGCGACUGAGACAGCGCUGGUGCGGGUGCUGGUGCCGCGCGGCUCGCGGCAGCAGCCUUCUGGCAGCAGCGGCAACGGAGGCAGCGGAGGCGGAGGCGCGUUGGCUGCGCUUGGGGAGAAGCUGGCACAGGCCCUGACCGACGCCGGCUUCACCUCCAAGCGCCGCGACCCCGACACCUCCUCCUCCUCGCUCGCCGCCGCGCUCGCCGCCAAGCGCGCCGCCAAGGUGGAGCGCCUGCGCGCCGCCACCGUGGACCUGGUGGUGGCCUGGGGCCUGGCGGCAGUGUGCGGGCUAGGGCACCUGGCGCACGCCUGGGCGGGGGCGCCCGCCUGGAUGCACCUGCUGCACAGCGUGCCUCUGAAUGCGGCGCUGUCGGCGGCGGCGCUGCUGGGGCCGGGGCGGGAGAUCAUGGCUCAGGGCCUCAAGGCGCUGGCUGCGGGGCGCCCCGACAUGAACACCCUGGUGGGGCUGGGCGCCGGCGCCUCCUUCGGCGUCAGCUGUGUGGCGGCGGCGCUGCCCGGGCUGGGCUGGAAGACGUUCUUCGAGGAGCCCGCCAUGCUGCUGGGCUUUGUGCUGAUUGGGCGGGCGCUGGAGGAGCGAGCCAAGCUGCAGGCCAGUGCGGACAUGGCGGCUCUGCAGGAGCUGGUGCCCACCAAGGCGCGGCUGCUGCUGGGCGGCGGCAAGCACUCGGAGGUCCCGGCGGAGGCUGUGGGCGCGGGCGACCUGCUGGUGGUGCUGCCGGGUGACCGGGUGCCUGUGGACGGCACGGUGGUGGGCGGCCGCAGCAGUGUGGACGAGAGCGCGCUCACGGGGGAGCCGCUGCCGCUCACCAAGACCGAGGGCGACAAGGUGACUGCGGGCACGGUCAACUGCGACGGCGCCAUCACGGUGCGGGCGGAGCACAGCGGCCAGCAGACCGUCAUCGCGGACAUCGUGCGCAUGGUGGAGGCCGCGCAGGCCCGCACCGCGCCCAUACAGCGCCUGGCCGACACGGUGGCCGGCAAAUUCGCGUACGGCGUCAUGGGCCUGUCCGCCGCCACCUUUGCCUUCUGGGCCACAGUGGGCACGCGGCUGUUCCCGCAGGUGCUCGCCGGCGCCGCCGCCGGGCCCGCCGGCACACUGCUGCUGUCGCUGCAGAUGGCCUGCAACGUGCUGGUGACUGCCUGCCCCUGCGCCCUGGGCUUAGCCACGCCCACCGCGGUGCUGGUGGGCACGGGCGCGGGCGCGCGGCGCGGGCUGCUCAUCCGCGGCGGCGACAUCCUGGAGGCCACAAGCCACGUGGACACGGUGGUGUUUGACAAGACCGGCACCCUCACCGUUGGCAAGCCGCAGGUGACGCACGUGCACUCCAUUGUGCCCCAUGCGGACGCCGACACGCACCUGGGCGCCGACGCCCUGCUGCAGCUGGCGGCGGCUGUGGAGCGGCGCACCACACACCCCGUGGCCCUGGCGCUGGUGCGCGCCGCCGACCGCCUGCACCCGGAGGCCGCAGCCGCCUCCGGCGCCACUGCUACAGCCGCCGCCUCGGCCGGUGCUACAGCCAGUGCGGCGGAGCGCGACGGCGGCGCUACAGCCAGCACCAGCCAGCCGGGAUCUGGAUCCGGGAACGGGCACGGGCAACAGCAGCAGCAGCAGCAGCAGCAGCUGGACCUUUCGGUCGUGGACGGUUCGUUUAUCCAAGAGCCGGGCAGCGGAGUGGCGGCGGUGGUUGGCGGGCGGCGGGUAGCGGUUGGGACGUUGGACUGGCUCCAACGCCAAGGCGCCGACGUGGCGGCGGCGGAGGCUGCCCUUGCAGCGUACGGCGUCGGCGGCGCAGCCGUUACAAAAGCAGCGGCGGCGGCGGCGGCAGCAGGUGACGACCUGGAUUUCUCGGAGCCGGGCGCAUCAAGUACGUCGGCAUCAGCAGCGGCGGCGGCUGUAGCAGCGGCGGUGGCGAGUGGCAGUAGCAGCAGCAGCGGGGUGCAGGGGCUGGGCAACAGCCACAGCCGCGUGUAUGUGUCGGUGGACGGGGUGUUGGCUGGGGUGAUCGACGUGGCGGAUGCGGUACGGCAGGAUGCACGUGACACGGUGGACCGGCUUCACAAGCAGGGCAUUCGCACAGUCAUGCUCUCUGGCGACAAGCCCGCCGCCGCCGCCGAGGUGGCCGCCGCCGUCGGCAUCGCCGGCAGCGACGUGUUUGCCGACGUCAAGCCCGCGGGCAAGAAGGCGGUGGUGGAGGCACUCAAGAGCGAGGGCCGCGUGGUGGCGAUGGUGGGCGACGGCAUCAACGACACGGCGGCGCUGGCGGCGGCGGACGUGGGCGUGGCCAUGGGCGGCGGUGUGGACGCGGCCAGUGAGGUGGCGGCGGUGGUGCUCAUGGGAGACCAGCUCAGCCAGGUCGCGGACGCAGUGCAUCUGGCCAAGCGCACACUUGCCAAGAUCAACCAGAACCUGGUGUGGGCGUUCGGCUACAAUGUCAUUGCCAUCCCGCUGGCGGCCGGCGCGCUGCUGCCAGCCGCCGGCAUCUGCCUCACGCCCUCCAUCAGCGGCGCCCUCAUGGGCCUGAGCUCGCUGGCGGUGGUGGGCAACUCGCUGCUGCUGCAGUGGGAGGUCCGCAACAUGGGGCAGGCGCAGGGGCAGGGGCAGGGGCAGGGGCAAGCGCUGGCGCAGACAGGCGGGACACGACAGCAGCAGCUGGAGCAGCAACAGCCGCGGCAACAGCAGCCGGUGGUGUCAGCCGGCGUGACGUCUGGCACGGACGGUGACGGCUCUGGCGCAGGUGCGGUGGGGGCGGGCGCGGCAUCCUCUCGCGGCGCACCGCAGAUGCUUGCGUCGCUUGUUAGCUCUGCGGCAGCUGCGGCGACGGCGGCAGGAGGCGGCGGCGGCAAGCAGCCGCCACAGGCCCCGCCGGCCAUUGGCGGUGCCGCAGGUGCUGGUGCCGGGUAGUCAUGGGCCGUGUGCUGUGUGGCCGUGUGCCGUGUGCAGGCAGCGAGCGCCUAGGCAGGUGACGUUGUGCGGUGUUGGGAGGCAGGCACGCUGACGGAAGGCACCUGGCGACCGAACAGAUAGAGUUGGACAUUCACGACUGUGUCCUAGCCGGAAUAGGGGCGGCUAAUAGUUAGACUGCUUCGCACAGACUCCCAAAGGCUUCCCCAAGUUCUGACCGAUCCGAUAUAUCACAUCAAAAUAGUUAUUACAUUCGUUCGAAAGAAAGACGUUUGCACUGCACUACACAGGCAUGGCUGUAUGUGUUGACGUACGCUGUGUGUGCGUUCAUACCGCCCGAGAGCGUGGCCUGGGAGCUUGUGCGGAGUCAUGACAUAGUUAGCUGUUGGGGCAACGGAAGGUAAGCGGUUCGGGGCAGGUCACGAAGUUUUGGGGCAGGGCAGGUUCAAAGUAGGUUGCGGACAGGGGCACGUGGACAACAGUUGGCCACAUUAGUCAGACGGUCAGGUGGUCAGAAGCAGUGCCCCCCUGCUGUUAGGCAAUUUUGACAAGAGGUUUGACGGGCGUAUGUACGGGCUGUGCAGGGCUGAACUGCAGGCGAGUGAAGCUGCAAGCAGCUCCCGGCCCUAGUCCGUGUGCUCUAGCCUUGUUCUAGCCCAGGGGUGCCCCUGUUCUAGCCUUGUUCUAGCCUUGUUGUACCUGUGCAACACCGCUGUUGGCCAUUGUCUGGCACUGACACGUUGGACCGUGCGCACCUUGCCCAACGUGGCCCGGCUGAUACGUCGAGGCACGCGUUCCCCGCGAGGGGCCGUGAGGCGUGAGGCAGCUAAUGGGUGCAGGAUACAGGGUAAGAAACUGCAGGAAUACACGGUAAUGCGAACUGUGAAGCAAGGUUGAUAUAGUCGGCGCCCCCCGCAAACCCGCAGUGCAUCUUGGUAUCUAUGCUUUGUAGCUAACAAAGCUAAGGGGUGUUUCGGCUGGCGAAGUAGCGAGCGGGGCCAAGGGAGCGGGGCUGAGGCGCUGCGGUUGGCGGCGGUUGGCAGGGUCAGCGAGCGGGCGAACUUAGCCUCCAGGCGCCUGGCGCGACGCCCAGAGCUAACGCAUGCUUGCGCUCUUAGCGUUGAAUCUAGCUCUCAAAUAAGC